CACCCUCUUGAGUGUUGAACCAACACCUCUCUCUCUCCCUCUCUCCCUAAGAAUGCCUCCUGCGAAGAAAUUCAAAAAGAAAUCAAAGAGAAAACCCAAAGAGUUGGAAAAUGAUGAAAGCAUUAGUAUAACCAUAGACUCUUUAGAGCCCAAAUCUAUUGAAACUGACUGGUGGAAUAGUUUCUGGCAGAAGAAUUCUUCCGGUUCAGAGGUACCUAAGGAUGAAGCUGAAGGAUUCAGAUACUUUUUUAGGGUAACAAGAAACACUUAUGACUAUAUAUGUUCAUUAGUUAGAGAGGAUCUUGUAUCGAGGCCUCCUUCGGGUCUAAUAAACAUAGAAGGUAGACUACUAAGUGUUGAGAAACAAGUUGCUAUUGCACUAAGAAGAUUAGCAUCUGGGGAGUCCCAAGUUUCAGUUGGGCGUUCUUUUGGAGUUGGACAAUCUACUGUUUCUCAAGUUACAUGGAGAUUUAUCGAGGCUAUCGAAGAACGAGCCAGGCACCAUUUGAGGUGGCCUGAACCUGACCAAGCUGAGGAGAUUAAGGCCAGGUUUGAAGUGUCUUUUGGUUUGCCGAAUUGUUGUGGGGCUGUUGGUGCAACCCACAUUAUCAUGACACUUCCAGCUGUUGAAACCUCUGAUGAUUGGUGUGAUGAAGUGAAGAACUACAGCAUGUUCUUGCAGGGUAUUGUGGAUGAUGAAUUGAGAUUUCUAGAUAUUGUAACUGGAUUGCCAGGGGGGAUGACAGUUGAUCGGCUAUUUAAAUUUUCUGCAUUCUACAAACUCUGCGAGACUGGGGAUCGUCUGAAUGACAGUGUUAGAGCUUUGUCGAAUGGAGCAGAAAUUAAGGAAUAUAUUGUAGGUGGGCAUGAAUAUCCCCUUCUUCCAUGGCUUAUCACUCCUUAUGAAGAUGAUAAUCUCUCAGGUUCCAUGGCUAAUUUUAAUAAGAACCACAUUGCAGCUAGUUCACUUGCUGGGAAAGCGUUUUCCCAAUUGAAGGGUGCUUGGAGAAUUCUUCACAAAGUUAUGUGGAGACCCGAUAAGCAAAAACUUCCAAGUAUAAUUUUGGUUUGCUGUUUACUGCACAACAUUAUGAUUGAUAGCGGUGAUAAAGUUCACCCUGAUGUUCCAUUAUCUGAUCACCAUGACAUUGGAUAUGGAAAUGAAAGUUGUCAACAAGUCUAUCCCCUGGGGGAAUCCAUGAGAGAUAACUUGGCAAAACAUAUGGAGCAUCAGAAACAGAAUCUUUCUUCAAGUUGACCUUCACCAUUGUAUCUUCAAUCAAAAGUCUGCCUUUCUUUUUUGUUCCUGUCUGUCACAGUAUAAGGUUAGAAAACAUAGAUGGAAAAUGCUUGGAGCAGCCAUUAGUUGCUUGUAUCAUCAUUUAUGGCUUCACCUGAUUGUUAUUCAGUGCUUCAGUCACCAUAAUAUGGUUAUUGUUUCUGUUGUCAAGGUUUUUAUCUGUUUAGGAAACUAGAUGCUUCAUUUUGUAACAUAAGAACGCAUUCAAUCAAAUUAUCUUUUCAAUGUGAUUUGCUUCUACGCUUUUUGAUCA
Molecule: messenger RNA, 1553 nt
Organism: Papaver somniferum (opium poppy)
Lineage: Eukaryota; Viridiplantae; Streptophyta; Magnoliopsida; Ranunculales; Papaveraceae
Product: protein ANTAGONIST OF LIKE HETEROCHROMATIN PROTEIN 1-like
Exons: 2
Coding region: 53-1258 (401 amino acids)
Cellular component (GO): ESC/E(Z) complex; PRC1 complex
Molecular function (GO): chromatin binding
Source: RefSeq, a predicted model, not a curated record